UCCUACGAAACUUACUGAUUUUUCCAAGUAGUUGAGAUUUCAAUCUGGUGAAAACAAGACGUUUUUUUCGUCCGUUUAUAUCAAUCAAGAUCGCAUAUUACGUAUUUUCAAAACAUUCCAUUGUUUAGUUCUCUCGAGAUCGAGUCCGACUAAUUCUAAAUGAGUACGAGUACGAGUACAAGUAGUGUGAGAUUUCUCAAAUGUGUCACCGUUGGAGAUGGGGCCGUGGGGAAGACGUGCUUGCUUGUUUCUUAUACAAGCAACAAGUUUCCGUCGGAUUAUGUUCCUACGAUAUUUGACAACUUCAGUGCUAAUGUGGUGGUUAAUGGCAGUAGUGUAAACCUUUCAUUGUGGGAUACUGCUGGCCAAGAGGAAUACAACAGAUUAAGACCACUUAGUUACAGAGGAGCAGAUGUUUUUCUCCUGGCAUUUUCUCUUAUCAACAAAGCAAGCUACAUUAACAUCUAUGGAAAGUGGAUCUUGGAGCUCAGGCACUACGCCCCAUCAGUACCUAUAGUCCUUGUGGGAACUAAACUUGACUUAAGAGAAGAUAUGGAGUAUUUGAGUAAUCAUCCAGAUGCAACACCAGUUACAAUGUCUGAGGGAGAAGAACUCAAAAACAUGAUCGGUGCAGCUGCUUACGUAGAGUGUAGCUCAAAAACUCAACAGAAUGUGAAGGCUGCCUUUGACACAGCAAUUAGGGUUGCUUUGAAGCCACCAAAAAGGUUGAAGAAAAGACAACAUAAACGAAGGCAAUGCGUAUUUCUAUAAGUAUUACUAUUGGUUAAAGGUACUAGUUUAUUUUCUUUCCCAGGUGUUGUAUAAAAAAUUUUACCACCAUCAAAAUUUGUAUUAAACUUUUUUUAACGAUUAAUUUCUUUUAAUUUGUUGUCUGUAAGACUUAAACCAAAGAACUCUUCCUUCCAAACCUUAGGCAACUGGGUAUGAUGAUGGUCCAUCCUUGGAGGAUGAUCUGCCACGUAGGCGUCACGUCAUAGUCCUCCCAAGGAUGGUCCAUCCCACUAAACUAGAGGGUAUGUGAGGAUGGUGCUAGAUGAUCCUACCCCACAAAACUAUGUACAAGUAUUAAAGCAUAAUGUACAAAUCCCGCAAACAUACAAACAAACAAACAAAAGAAAGGGGGCCCACUUUUUGCUCCGUCCUGAACGUCGGAAUACCGACGGAGACGACGCGACGGAUGAAGACGGAGGAGGGGGGGGGCAUGGAGAGGGGGCGGCGACGGCUUGAGGACGACGCUGGACGGUCCCAAUA
Messenger RNA from Helianthus annuus (common sunflower), 1272 nucleotides. Its product is annotated as rac-like GTP-binding protein RAC2. Gene Ontology annotation, biological process: regulation of cell shape; small GTPase-mediated signal transduction; actin filament organization. Gene Ontology annotation, cellular component: cytoskeleton; plasma membrane; cell projection. The coding region runs from base 160 to 771 and encodes 203 amino acids. The record is from RefSeq and is a predicted model, not a curated record. The transcript is spliced from 7 exons. NCBI's taxonomy places the organism in Eukaryota, Viridiplantae, Streptophyta, Magnoliopsida, Asterales, Asteraceae. Gene Ontology annotation, molecular function: GTP binding; protein kinase binding; GTPase activity.